CCGCCUCUUUUUGAUUCUUUCAAGCGUGGGUCCAUUGUUAUUGUAAACAAUUCCCAAACUAAAUAACGUUCAUACAUAAAUUGACAAAAAGAAGGCAAUGCGAUCCUACAGCCAGGAUUUGAGCGGCGGACUCGAGAAUGUUCCUGUUUUGAUUGAAAACAGUGUCCCAAAAGAGGCUCUCCUCCAAUUUCAGUAUGUGCCAGAGAAUGUACAAGGACCUGGCUGUGACCUUGACCCGAGUGCGGUGACUCUCCCCGGCUGCUCGUGUCGUGUCCAGUCCUGCUUCCCUGAAAGCUCCUGCCUGAGAUUUGGCCAGAUGUACGACACCAAAGCCUGUCUGAACCAACAUCCACAGGACGGCACAUACAGCAGGCCAGUAUUCGAGUGCAAUGCUUUCUGCUCCUGCGGCGAGUCCUGCCAAACCCGCGUGGUCCAGAACGGGGUGUGUGUCCGUCUAGGUGUGUUCAGCACCAUGGACAGAGGUUUGGGGGUUGAGGCUCUAGAGCACCUUCCUUGUGGCCGAUUUGUAUGUGAAUAUGCUGGGGAAGUCAUUGGGAUUGAUGAAGCCCGUCGCCGUCAGCUUUCUCAGACACCUUUUCAUAUGAAUUAUAUCAUCACGGUGCAGGAGCAUAGAGGAUUGGACAGGGUCACCCAAACUUUUGUGGACCCGGUGAAUUUAGGCAACGUUGGGAGGUUCAUCAACCACUCGUGCCAGCCAAAUCUGGUCAUGCUGCCCGUCCGGGUGCAUUCUGUGCUGCCCAGACUCGCUCUGUGCAAUCGGGAUAUUGCAUGCAAUGAAGAGCUGACGUUUGACUAUUCAGGAGCAAACAGCAGUGCAGAAACGGCUAAACUGGAUGAAAAGACUCACGUUGGAGCUGAUGGUAAGGAAAUACCUCAGAAGAAAGUCUGUCAUUGUGGGGCUUCGAAUGUUCUGGAUUUGCCGUUGGAUAUGUCAAUUCUUCAUUAA
This is a messenger RNA of Danio aesculapii, 967 nucleotides long. RefSeq names its product SET domain and mariner transposase fusion gene (gene setmar). NCBI's taxonomy places the organism in Eukaryota, Metazoa, Chordata, Actinopteri, Cypriniformes, Danionidae. The record is from RefSeq and is a predicted model, not a curated record. Gene Ontology annotation, molecular function: histone H3K9 methyltransferase activity; protein binding; zinc ion binding. Gene Ontology annotation, cellular component: nucleus.